UUCCACCAAACAGAGUGAUGGCGGCCGUUGUGUCUGUUAGCACAGCUGCCAGAGAUGAGAGCACAGACACAGGUCUCAGUUUCGCCCCUCGUCCGCUUCACGAUAACUAUGACCUCCCUGUGGAUGCGGGUCACGAAAGCUGGAUGUCCGGAGGAGACCACCGGUAUCAUGAACCCGGCGGAGAGGACUCACCGUCGGACCGCGACUGUCAGCGGAGGGUCGACGAGGACCUGACAUCACUGAGCCCCGAAGAGAUAGAGAGCCGCUUAGAGAGAACUCGCCGGGAGUUUUACAACCGUAGAAAAAUAAUAAUAAAGAAUCUACCCUCCGACGUUAGCAAUCAGGAGGUCCAUGAGCUGUUGGGCAACUAUGACUUGAAGUACUGCUUUGUGGAUAAAUACAAGGGCACAGCAUUUGUGACACUUCUCAAUGGGGAACAGGCGCAGUGUGCUAUCAAAGACUUCCACCAGCAUGUGCUACGGGACCGGGAGAUCUCUGUGCAGCUGCAGCCAACAGACGCUCUGCUGUGCAUCGCCAACCUGCCCCGCGCCUUCACCCAGCAGCAGUUUGAGGAGUUGGUGCGGCCCUUUGGUAACCUGGAGCGCUGCUUCCUGGUGUACAGCGCCUCCACGGGGCACUCCAAGGGCUACGGCUUUGUGGAGUACAUGAAGAAGGACUCUGCUGCCAGGGCCAAGUCGGAGCUGUUGGGAAAGCAGCUGGGCUCCCGCAUGCUGUACGUCCACUGGACUGAAGUGGGCUCCCUCACAUAUCCACUGCUGAACUCCAAGUGUCUGUGUGUGGACCGCCUGCCCUCCAGCCUGCUGACAGCCCAAGACCUCCGCAAUGCCCUGGCUGACACCCAUGCGCCAGUCUUCUGCCAGUUGGCUCAGGGACAAGAUGGAAGUUUUCGUCGGUUUGCGGUCUUAGAGUUUCCCUCAUCUGAGAUGUCAGAGGAGGCGCAGCGUCUGGCUGACGGCAGGCUGCUCGGCGGGACAAACAUCAGGGUGUCCUUCUGUGCCCCUGGGCCUCCUGGAAGAAGCAUGUUGGCUGCUCUGAUCGCUGCCCAAACCAUGGCUGUGAAUAGGGGUAAAGGUCUCCUCCCUGAUCCCACAGCCAUGCAGAUACUAACAGGCCUGAAUAACCCCGCCACCCUCAAGAUGCUGCUCAACCCGCUGUCACAGGGGCCCAAACAAGGCCUCCUCGGGGCAGCUCCCACAAUGCCCCUGCUGGCCAACCCCGCCCUCUCCGCCGCCCUGCUCCAGCUGCUCCUUCAGAACCAGGCCAAGGCGCAGCAGCAGGCAGGACUCAUCGGGGAGAAUCCUCUGGCCGCUCUGCCUGUCCAGCAGGGAGUCCAUCUGCUCGGAGACCUGCCCCAAGGUCUUGGUCUUCAAACGGAUCCUAUGGGCCCCCUGAAGUCAAUGCAACAUGGCAGAUCCCUGGCAAGGGAGCAGGAGUCCCCCACAGCAACGUGCACCUUCCCCCAGACUUCCUCUCCCACCCUGCAGGGCAUCUCCAUGCCCCUGAUGGGUGGCAUGAUGGGAGCAGAUGGCCUCACAGCACAAGGGGUAUCUAUACUGGGAGACCCUCCAAAAGAUGUGAACCAUCCCCAGAGUGCCUUCCUCGGUGUCAAUGGUUUUCCCUCAGUAGAAAGCUGCAGACCUCACCCCUAUAGGAAAAGACCCACUCUAAGUAAUGUGUCCAACCAUCACACACAUCAGAGCUUACAGCCAAAUUACAACCUGCGCUACCAGGACUCCUACAGCCCAGAGUACCCUCCUCUCCACCAGGAUCCUCUGGCCCACCUGUAUGAACAGCAGGAGAACCUUGAUACUGGAGCUUUGGCUGGAUUUGGUCAGCAGCUUCCCCGUCACCCUGACUACAGUGAGCGGUUCCCCCCCUACAGUUACCCUCCCAGUGAACCCAUGUCCCCCUACUACAGCUCGGGGCCGGAGGACGGAAACCUUCCAACCCCCCAUCUCAACAGGGCUGUGGGAAUGCCUCCUGCGAGCCACGCCACAGACUUCCCUCCAGGCCUGAGCAAUGCUGCCAAGACUCCUAUUGGUGGCCACAAGCGUGUGUUCUCCCGGCUGAUCCCAUCUCCGGAGCCGAGCCCUGAGGGGGGCUACGUGGGCCAGCACUCUCAGGGCCUUGGGGGCCACUAUGCAGACUCCUACCUGAAGCGAAAGCGUAUAUUUUAGGUACAGCUGAAUGCUUCUUGCUGUAGGAGUAGCCAAUCAGCAGCCAGGACACAAUGGCAUCUCCUCCGCUCUCCUUUGGUGAACUUUAUAGCGUGGUGGUCCUUGGAUUUGUCUCUGUACUCCUGAGGGACCCCUGGAGGGUCGGGGAGUGCAGCCUGUUGCUAUCUGGACAGUUGUGUCACUUCAUUGGAAUUCUUGGUGGUUGUAUUUUUUUCUGUUGUGUAUAUAUGAUUUUAGUGUGUUGGUAAAUUUUAAGUUUUUACUUUUUUUCCUUAUUUUCUUUAUUUGACUUUUAAUUUCCUGUUGAAAAACGUGUACAGUGAGAAAAAAAAAAAUGGUUAACCAGCAAAUGGAAGUAUUUUUUCUUGAUCAUUUUUAUUCCUGUGAGUGUGCCGUAUCAGCAGGGCUACAGAUAGUUUGGCCAGUUUUCAAUGGCGGCCAGAGGCUGGUUUUCAUAAUGUAAAGUGAGGCUGUCCACAAUUUCCGUAAAGGGACUUCGUAGUAUUUAAAAACAAGCUUUAAUUCAAAAGUUUAUUUUUUUUAAUUUUUUUUUUUUAAACAGCCUUCCUAAUUCCAUGUAAAAAGUUCAGUAGUUUGUUUAUAGAGAUGGUGUUUUUCCUUUUUUCUCCUUUCACAGGGUUGUAUAUUUUGCUUUAUAACUCUUUCUGGAUCCAGGCCUUAUUUCAUUGGUUAACAUGCAGCUCUCCAUCCACCAAUGACAGCUGUAUGUACCAGCCUGUGUAUAAUGACACUGAAGCUUUUUACCCUUCUGGCAUAUUUUCUCAAGCCUAAUCUUUUCCACGUUGUUUGUCCUUUGAUUCACACCCUCCAACUUGUUUGCGGAGUCUGUUCUCUACACUGGUUGAGUGAUGCACUUGGAGGUCACGAUCCUAUCUGUUCUCACCGCUAUAAGAUGCCAUUCUUAAGUCUUCUCUCACCCGUAUGUCCAGGAGUUAAAUGUUUUCUGUGUUUGUAUGAGUUCUGGUUUAUAAAGUCUAAACGUCACACCUCUGGUUGAGUUGAUGGGCCGGUGGACAUGUGCCAUCCCUUUGAGUCUUAAGAUGUACUAAUGGAAGCUGGUGGCAGGUGAUUGGUCAGUGACAUGGCUGUCUGUGUUUUUCUUUUUUCUCUCUUUUUUUUUAAUCUAUCUGGUUGACAGUUUGAUUGUGAAAACCCCAUUACCUCUGACUUCUGCUAGGAAAUGCAGCUACACUUGAGCCUUAACAGUGUUUUCUGUGACAUCAUCCUGCCCUGUGUUGGCUUACAUCUUACCAUUUCUGUGUUUUUUGCUGUGUAAAUAGUAAAGCUUGAUACUUUUCCAGAGUCCAAAACUUUUGUUUUUCUUAAAUCAUACCUGCCUCUGGUCUGGUGUUUUGAAUGAAUUUGCUGCUCCACGUGUUUUUGUUGUUUGGCUGUAUGUGGGACAGCUGAGUGGCGCCACAGCAGGCCGCCCAUGUUGUGUAUGGACCAAGAGAUGCAGCCGUACUGUGUGAUCAUUUAGUUUGAUUCUACCAUCUUCUCAUCUGUACCGCCAUUGUUGUCUCUGUAUGUGUGUGAUGAGAGCAAGUAAAUGUUAUUUAAACUUA
Messenger RNA from Trematomus bernacchii (emerald rockcod), 3784 nucleotides. It is a transcript of the gene raver1, whose product is annotated as ribonucleoprotein, PTB-binding 1. Gene Ontology annotation, molecular function: RNA binding. The record is from RefSeq and is a predicted model, not a curated record. Bases 18 to 2198 code for a protein of 726 amino acids. The transcript has 14 exons. NCBI's taxonomy places the organism in Eukaryota, Metazoa, Chordata, Actinopteri, Perciformes, Nototheniidae.